Molecule: messenger RNA, 1842 nt
Organism: Synchytrium microbalum
Lineage: Eukaryota; Fungi; Chytridiomycota; Chytridiomycetes; Synchytriales; Synchytriaceae
Exons: 10
Coding region: 1-1842 (613 amino acids)
Source: RefSeq, a predicted model, not a curated record
AUGGCAUCCAUUACUGACUCGACCACCACUGGUGCAGCCAAUACCGUCGAAGCCACUCCAAAUGCUGUCGACAUUGAUGCUAAAAAGGAAAAGGUCUCCUCCGUCGUCGUGUUCAGUGAUCGGGCUCAAGUCACUAGAAUAUUCACGGGGAAGGCUCUCCUUGUCGGCCAAAACGAGGUCAAAAUCAAAAACCUACCCACCUACAUCGACAAGGACAGUAUCAGAGUCGAAGGCCGUGGCAACGCUACAAUCCUCGAUGUCGUCUUCACGUCAAAAUGGGUCACAAAGGAACCUGUAUCCGACUCGAAAGAAGUCGACAAGCUCAAAUCUCGCAUCAAGGCUAUCGACAUCAAAGUCAAGGCACUUGCAAAUGAAAAGAAACGGGUGGACGGACAACGCAAACUGUUUAAUGACUAUGCUGAUGCUGUUACGACAAACAAGCCUGUGCAAGCAAAUGCAACGCCUGUUACCCAGGGUGCUCCGGCAAUGUUGGAAGGGAAGGUGGUCGAGGGGUUGGUGGAUUUCGUCGCUAGUUUGGCGAGAAAGUGGGAGGUGUUUGAUGAACGAGAGGCUGAAAUUGCCGAGGAGGUCACGGCGUUGGAAGAGGAAAAGUAUGGAAUCAACAUGAACUUGAAUCAAAUGGGCUCACAAUCAUACUCUACUCAAGAGAAUGUAGUCGAAGUCGUCGUACUCCUUGAUGCUGAAAAGGAUGGUGAUGUGGAUUUGACUCUCAGUUAUAUCGUAACGAGAGCAUCGUGGACAUCGUUAUUCGACAUUAGAGUAUUCACCGACAGCAAAGCAAUGAAAUUGACAUACAAGGCGGAAAUCAAACAAUCUACAGGUGAAGAUUGGACUGAUGUGUCGCUUGCACUCUCUACUGCAACUCCUGCGGUUGGCGGCGAUCCACCAGAACUAUCUCCCUGGUACGUCUCCAUUCGCCCAAAACCUCGCCCAAUGAUGGAAAAGAAAUCAAAAUCAAUGGUGUCUGCUCGUCGAUCAUCUCCAAAUAUGGCUUUUGGUGGUGCGCCAGCACCUCCAAUGGUCAUGUCUGCUGCUCCAAUGAUGGCUUCAUAUGCGCAAGCACCUGGUGGUGGUGGGUCCAUGUCGCAGGAUAUGUUGUUGAUGGAUGAGGAGUCGGCUAGUGAUAUGAAUCAGAGGACUGCGUUUGCGAGGGAGAGUUUGACUUCUACUACUUAUCAAAUACCAUCCAAAGCUACGAUUCCUUCUGAUAAUGUGCCUCAUAAAGUCACUGUCGCAAUCAUCGACUACAAACCAACCUUCACAUGGACAUCCGUCCCCAAAAUCGACGCCAAAGCAUUCUUGAAAGCCACAGUCAAGAAUGAUUCCGAGUAUGCCCUACUCGCUGGGCCUGCAAACAUCUUCCUCGAUGACUCGUUUGUUUGUAAGGCUUCUCUCAAGAGCGUCGCACCACAAGAAGAAUUCGAAUCAUCCCUUGGCAUAGACAACACAAUCCGCAUAACCUACAAACCAGUCUCCAAAAAAACCGAAACAUCUGGUAUACUCCAACGCUCCAACGUCACUCGCUACACCCAAGCAAUCGAAAUCAAGAAUACCAAACAGCAGGAAAUCACAUUGAACCUCGUAGACCAGAUUCCGAUUUCAAGUGAAGAGAAACUGGUUGUGAGGAUUGUGAAGCCUGACGUUACUGUCGCGAAACCUGUCGCUAGUUACGUGGAUGCUGGGAACGAGGUGGGAGUCAAGUAUGUCGAGAGGGAGGGCAAGUUUGAGUAUACGUUGAAGAUGAAACCAGGAACGAAGCAAGUUGUUGAGUUUUGUUGGGACGUUUCGCUUGCAGUUACUGAGGCGAUUGAUGGGAUUUAA